AUGAGUGUUAUAGAGCAAAGAAAUCUUGAUCUUAAAAAGUCAUCCUCAACUCCAGUAGACGAGAUACACACUAGAAAUGAUACAAUUACUGGCAACACUGCUGCUGGAUUUAAUACUCUAAAUACUGAUGCUCAAGCAAAUCAUCAAUAAUUUAAUUACUCUGUCCAGUCCCCUUAAAAGCCCAAUCAUCGCAAGAAGAAUUCAAUAGGAGGCAGUUUCAUGGUCAAGAUGCCCCCAAGACCACCAAUGAGCAAUAGUAAGGAUGUCAAGCUACCAUUUGAAAUUUAAAUAUCCUAAUAAUUGACCUAAAGCUCAAAUAAAGAGCGAUCGUUGAGUGAUAAAAAAUCUGUCUAAGACGAUGAGCAAGUCUCAAAUUUUAUCACAUAUGAUCAGUAGCACGUGAGAAACAAGAAAAUGCAGAGGUUUAAGAAUAUUAUGCACAUUAGAAAUACCAUAUCUCAUUCCGAAAAUGCUAGAAACCAGCAACACCAAUAACAGCCUAGUUUAAUCGAUUAAUCUCUAAUCAAUAAUGAUCUGAUAAGUACUCCAAAGUACAUAAACUUAUCGCAGAAAAGCGUUUUACCUAACUUAACUGUUGUAGAUAAAUCAUAGCAAAAUCAAAAAUAAUCAUAGCCUACUUAAUUGAAUUAAAGUGCCCACAACUUUUAGCCCAUUCAAGUAAACAUCCGCAAGCAGCUCAAAUUGAAUAUGUAGCAUAGAGCUCAACAUUCCUUUAACUAAUCCUCAAAGGACUCAUUUCACAUUAAGGAUUCACAUAUCUUGAAUCUAGAUAUGACGAAUAGGGCCAAUGAUUCUUAGCAUAUAAAUUAGCUUCAUCAAUAAUAACUCAGCUAAAACAUUAAUUCAAGUGUAAAUUUACCUCUAAAUAAUCAUCAACGUACAAAUAACUAGCAUUCAGGCACUGUUACUACAUUAUAAACAAACAAAUUCACUAAAAUUUACACCAAAAAGUUGGGAGCAAAUAAGCAAAAGAAAAAGCAAGUCACUAAUUUGAAGAAUAACAUCACUAAUAUCACCUAGAUAAGAGGACCAUCACCUGAUCUACGAACAAGACCAAGUACCCUAUUCAAGCCUAUAGUAUCUAAACCUUAGCACAUGAAGCAAGCUUCUCAAGAAUUUAAGCCAUAGAAGGAAUUCAUGUCCAAAGGAGAAUACUUUUUGCUGCAAGGGAUAAAUCAUGAUAACUCAAUGUCAGAUUAAAAGUCUUCAGGCCCUCGAGUAAAAUUUCUGGAACAACGAGGCAGUGAAAAAUCCUUUAUGAGAAGUGAAAUAAUGGGAACACCAUAAGUUGAAGAGAUUUAAGAGAUUCAAAUAUCUCCAGUGAGCAAGCGAGAUUUUUAUAAUGGACUCUAAGUUAAUGCUUUUAGUAUAAAACAUCAAAAGGAUUCCGGAUUGGGUUUAAGCUCAAUCUUAAAUCAUGAUUAUUCAAAUAAAAACUCUUAUUGCAAUUCAUCAAAUAAAAAGGACAGUAUUAAUGUCAGACUGAAACCCCUUAGUAAUAGUAAAGUCGGAGAUGCAUAUAGCAACUACUUUUUAAAGCAUCAGGGAUCUUCUCCAAAGCUUUAAAUUUAAUUAAGUGAUGAUAAAAAAAGUUUAAUUGGGGCUGGUCUAAGAUCUUCUUCAAAUGGACAGGAUUUAGUUAAUAAAAAGAUCAGAUUAUAUCAGAACAGUUUCACAAGUAAUAAUCGAAAACUUUCACAAGAUAAUACAGGACACAAAUAAGUACCGAAUUAGUCACCUUAUAGGACAUAUGAAAGACCUGCCAAAAUACUAUCAAGCACUACUUUAUUAGAUAAUACCAAUUAUGGAGAGAACAUAGCAAAAGGAGUAAUCAAGUUUAAAAUAAAAAAGAAUUCAGAUAAAUUACUCCAAAAAGAAGCUAAUGACACUAAUUAGAGACUUGAAAAAGUCCUAAAUAAGAUACUUGCCAAUAAAAUGAAGAAUGCUAAAAAGACCAUCUUAAUUUGA
Stylonychia lemnae is the source of this 1989-nucleotide messenger RNA. The record is from the annotation of a GenBank genome assembly. Lineage: Eukaryota; Ciliophora; Spirotrichea; Sporadotrichida; Oxytrichidae.